Messenger RNA from Drosophila persimilis, 791 nucleotides. RefSeq lists its product as uncharacterized. The transcript has a single exon. Bases 24 to 632 code for a protein of 202 amino acids. Lineage: Eukaryota; Metazoa; Arthropoda; Insecta; Diptera; Drosophilidae. The record is from RefSeq and is a predicted model, not a curated record.
AAACGUCAAAAUUCGAGUUGGUGAUGGGCGAACCCGCUUCGGGUCGCUGUGCACGAUGUCUGUACAAUAGCCUACUCCUGACCACGGCUCUGAGGGCUGUCCAGAACUUGCGGCCAGAGGAGCACCCCUACGCCUAUGCGGCCUGUGCGGUGGGCGCUGUGGUGGCAGGACUCGGCCUGCUCCGUGUGAUCUUCGCCAGCGGCCAGCCGCAUGAGUGCCAAAAGUUGCGUGACGUGUGCCACGGGUGCCUGGUGCUGGCUCCCCUACCGUUGGUCAACAUGGAGCUAUACACACUAUCCACGGGACUGACGAGUGCCGUGACCCUGGGCCAUGCCUGUUUUGUGCUGCCCCUAAGCUUAGAUCUGUGCUGUAGCCUUUUUAAGGAUCGCGAGGACUGCCACACGAGCGACAGCCUGCGCAAUCUCACGAUUCUGGGUAACAUUGUGUCCCUGGGAUUUCUGGGCAUGAUGGAGCGGAACUUCGCCUAUAUCCGCAUGAUGCUAGUGAUGGUUGCCGUCCAGUACGGCGGUGUGCUGAUGGACAGCAUGCAAGAGGAAGCUGGCGAGGAUCUGCAGAUAUGCGGCACGGCCCUGUUCUUUCACCUGCUCGGUAAGGCCCUAGAGGCCAAGUGAGUAAUCCUGUUUCUGGAGGGGUUAACGAGGCUUACAACUUGCGGUCGCCUCGUCCUACGCUUCAAGGGUUUCUGCAUUUAAUUUUCCAUGAAUUCGACUUUGGCUUUUUUUUCCUGUAUUAAAUUUCAUUUGUCGGCUUUUCAAUUGCUGUUCAUGUUU